AUGAGGAGGUUUUUGGUUCCUAGAACAAGUAUUGAGAAAGUGAAUGUUAGACAACCGGAAGCCGAAGUAGAAGAAACAUCCCCUAAUGUGGCCAAUGAGUUUAAUCCAAAUGAUAUGUGCGUGAUCCAGGAUGUAGGAAACAAAUUCAUGAGUAUAUAUGCUCCGGAUAUUCAAGACCAAGUGAGGAGGGCAUAUAUAUUGAAGGGUCCAACACAACCAGAUUUAGAAAGAUUUCCUCGUACUCAAUUUGGGAAGUCUUCAAGAGCAUUUUGUAAAGCAUGGUAUAAGAAUUAUACAUGGAUUGAAUACAGUGAGUCGAAGGAUGUAACUUAUUGUUUCUAUUGCUUUCUCUUUAAGCCUCCCGGGAGGGCCGAACACUUUGGUUAUGAAGUCUUCAACAAAGAUGGAUUUAAAGAUUGGAAGUAUGCAACUAAAGGCUUUAAAGAUCAUAUUGGUAGUCAUGAUAGUAAGCACAACUCAUAUUGUACUAGAUAUCUCAUAGCACAAAGCAUUGCUUUCCGUGGCCAUGAUGAAAGCUCUACUUCUCUAAACAAUGGAAAUUUUAGAGAGAUGGUGGAUUGGGUAAAAUCUAAUGAUGAAAAAGUGAGAGAUGCUUUUGAUCAUGGUCCAAAAAAUUGCACAAUGACUUCUGGUGACAUUCAAAAGGAGCUUGCAACGUGUUGUGCACAUGAAGUUACCAAGGUGAUUAUGGAAGAGUUUGGUGAUAGACAAUUCUCUGUGCUUAUUGAUGAGUCACUGAUAUAUCUGUCAAAGAACAAAUGGCGGUGA
This is a messenger RNA of Vicia villosa (hairy vetch), 789 nucleotides long. RefSeq lists its product as uncharacterized. Lineage: Eukaryota; Viridiplantae; Streptophyta; Magnoliopsida; Fabales; Fabaceae. The transcript is spliced from 2 exons. The record is from RefSeq and is a predicted model, not a curated record. Bases 1 to 789 code for a protein of 262 amino acids.